Messenger RNA from Drosophila sulfurigaster albostrigata, 1280 nucleotides. RefSeq lists its product as uncharacterized. NCBI's taxonomy places the organism in Eukaryota, Metazoa, Arthropoda, Insecta, Diptera, Drosophilidae. The record is from RefSeq and is a predicted model, not a curated record. Bases 92 to 646 code for a protein of 184 amino acids. The transcript has 3 exons.
AGCCAAAAUCACCGGGGCUUGACAUAUUAACAUACUAUAUGUUUUUUAAGGCUUAAUGGAAAAUGUUUAGCGACCUAUUAUUGGAAUAACAAUGGUCGGAGGAGCUUGUCGAGUAUUGAGCCUGGUAGCAGUUCUUAUUGUGAUAAUAGUAAUUUGCGAUGGGAAGAUGGCGAAAUCACGAUUUACCAAUAUUAUGUGCAAGUCGUACAACAAAACCUUUGGUGAAUUUGAAACCUGUAGACUAAAUGUGCUCGGCAGAGGCGUCAUCGGUGUUCAGCUGCAUCUCAAGUUAUACAUAGUACCGAUUAACACUGUAUCCUCCAACUUGAGUGUAUUACGUCGAUACAAUGGAUUCAAGCCAUUUAUGUACAACACCACGCUUGAUUUCUGCAAGUUUGCAAAGCAAUCGAAGAAAUUGUCCUUCGAGAAACUUGUUCUCGACGCUAUUGCCACGAAAUCUAAUCUGAAUCACACUUGCCCCUAUACAGUGAGACUUCAUGAUAUCAUUGUGAAUAAUCUGGUGUUUAACGAUAACUUCCUGCAGUCGUUGCCACUGCCCCAAGGUGAAUACAAGAUACAAAUGUUAUUUGGCUCCGACAACAUCUGGAGAGUGCAAGUGGACAUCGUCAUCCUAAGAGAGGAGUGAAUCUAGUCGAAUCAUCGGAUUUAUAAUGGAUAAUUCAUUAAAGUAGUCAUUGCGUUGCUUCAGGCUAUGAGAGAGAUAUUAAUUUUAAAAGAUUUAUUUUUGAUAGGGGAAAACUACUUAUUACUAAUAUAACUUUAAAUGGUCACAAAUUAAUAUAAUUAUUGGAAAUUAAUAUACAAAAUUUAGUGAUAUUUUGGAAAUUACUGAGCCGAAUAAAAGAUAAGUCAAUAGAUCUAAUAACUAAACAGUUUUAAUUCACUCAUAAAAUGGACGCGACAGCUUGGAGCUUUUUAAUUUUAGCCAUUUCGUUGUUUUCAAUAGGCAUUUGUACAAAAUCUGGCACAAGGUUUAUCAAUAUGAAGUGUGAAUCCUACGAUCUCGACUAUAUAAGGUUCAAUACAUAUGCUCAGCAGGGAAAUAGUCCGUGUCAAUGUGAACAUCAGCUUGCUAAAAUUACCAGUCCCCGACGUAUACGUAAAUAUUGUAUUCGAUUUAUAAAGUUUAUUUCGUUUUAAUACACUUUCAUUUAGAUCAACUGGAGCAUGUAGAGCCGUAUAGUAUGUACAAACCAUUUCUAUAAAACGAUUUUUAUCAGAGUACUCGCACAUCCCCUCACAAUAUCUUUCCAAUCCUU